AUGUUUCUGCGUGCGAGCACGACUCUGGCAACGGUCUGCGUCGUCUGCUUUUUUCAGCAGGUCGUGGCAGACGACAAGCAGACGUCAGCGGUGCGUCUGUCAAACGACAGUUUAGCGAUUCCGGAGUCUGUGUCUGUGUCGCCGUCUAAGUUGGACACUCUUCAGAAGUCUGUGCUCCCGGAGCCCGACAAGGCUGUUGAGUACCCAGAUGAUGAAGCAGACGAAGAUGAGUCAGCUGGUGUCAGCAACGAAACUGAGGUGUCCAAGCCGGCGGUGCGGAGGGGCUACGCCAGGCUGGCCUUCAACAACUGCGGCGAGGACACGGACCCGCUGUUCGUCACGGGCUUCGACCUGGAGCCGAACCCCGUGCAGAUCCCGGGGCCGCUGUCCGUGGGCAUUCGCUUCAAGCUCAACGAAAACCUCACGUCACCCAUUUCGGUCCGGCUCGAGAUGCAGAAGAAGCUGACGUUCCUGUUCGGCCUGUCCACCUGGUUGACCAUACCUUGCCUUCCCAACGGAGUGGGCUCGUGCACGUACGACGACAUCUGCGACAUCGGGCUCUUUGCCAAGGGAGAGUGUCUGGACAUAGUCACCGGCAAGGAGGUCCCCUGCAAGUGUCCAUAUCACGAGGGCGAAUGGCGGUUGAAGCCGUCGACGUUCAAAGUGCCCGAGCUGCCGCCCGAUCUGCCGUCCUACCUCCUGGACGGGGACUUCUUUGUCAAGGCCACAGUGCAUCGGGGAUCGGAACAGAUCGGCUGCUACUCCACCGACGUCGAACUGAACCUUUAGAAGGUUAAACACUCGCGUCCUUAGUGCCGGACUGUGCCAGCGUUCACCGCACAUCCGUUCCAAUCCAAAGCCAAGACCGCGGACCAGAGAGCAAGCCAUUGUUCCGAUGGCUGUCGACAAGUCUGCGAGGCGUCUCUUCGACGCGGCCAUCGCACCCGUGUACUUGUCCCCCAGGCCGCUGAGCCUGAUUUGAGCAUUCAGCACAGGUGUUUAAGUGGUGUCUAGC
Molecule: messenger RNA, 1015 nt
Organism: Ixodes scapularis (black-legged tick)
Lineage: Eukaryota; Metazoa; Arthropoda; Arachnida; Ixodida; Ixodidae
Product: ganglioside GM2 activator
Exons: 4
Coding region: 1-789 (262 amino acids)
Biological process (GO): lipid transport; ganglioside catabolic process
Cellular component (GO): cytoplasmic side of plasma membrane
Molecular function (GO): lipid carrier activity; enzyme activator activity
Source: RefSeq, a predicted model, not a curated record